AUGUUGACACUUGGACUUGGUCAACUAUUUUAUGUGUUGCUUUGUUUUAUUAAUGCUAUUGCUGUCUUGAGUGAAGAACGAUUCUUGGCUAGAAUCGGUUGGACUGCACAACCUGAUGCAGGUUUUGGUAAUGAACAAGGACAGUCUAUUAAAUACAAAAUGAUCAACUUGAUAUCUGCUGUGAGAACACUUAUGCGAAUCCCUUUGAUAGCCAUCAAUAUU
Molecule: messenger RNA, 222 nt
Organism: Gilbertella persicaria
Lineage: Eukaryota; Fungi; Mucoromycota; Mucoromycetes; Mucorales; Choanephoraceae
Product: Yos1-like protein
Exons: 3
Biological process (GO): endoplasmic reticulum to Golgi vesicle-mediated transport
Cellular component (GO): endoplasmic reticulum membrane; COPII-coated ER to Golgi transport vesicle; Golgi membrane
Source: RefSeq, a predicted model, not a curated record